AAAAGAAGACACUACUGAUAAUAUCUGAGAGGAAGGAAACAGUGCAUGGUGCUGGGCCUCUGCAUGUAACAUUAUAAAAAUUGUCUUUUUUAUAGACCAGCCCCCCAAACGGUUUCCAGAGAUGGAUUAUCUUACUUUCCUCUUGGCUAUUCUUCAUGUAUACAAAGCUCUAUGUGAAGAGAUGUUUUGGGACACAACUGUUAAACUUGCCAAGAAUAUGACUCUAGAAUGUGUGUAUCCAUCAGCGGACACCUUAACCCAAAUGGAGUGGUUCAAGAUCAAUGCAACAGAGAAAGAGUCCAUAGUCAUUUUUAACCCAUAUUAUGGUGUGAUGAUAAGAAAGCCCUAUGUCGAUAGGGUGUACUUUUUCAAUUCAACCAUGACUCCUAAUGAUAUGACCCUGUCCUUUCAUAAUGCCUCUGAAGCUGAUGUUGGCUUCUAUUCCUGCUUUCUUCAUACUUUCCCACAUGGACCUUGGGAAAAGGUGAUACGGGUGGUUCCAUCAGAUAGUUUUGAGACAGCUGUGCCAUCAAAUAGUCGCAUAGUCUCAGAACCUGGAAAAAAUAUCACACUCACCUGUCAGCUUCAGAUGAAGUGGCCAUUACAACAAGUUAUGUGGGAAAAGAUCCAGCCCCAUCAGAUCGACCUCUUAACUAGCUGCAACUUGUCACAAGGGAGAAGUUACACUUCAAAGUACCGAAGACGGAUCCUGAGCAACUGUAGCCAGGGAAUGAGACGGGCCUCCAUCGUCAUGCCCUAUGUCACGGCCUCUGACUCGGGACUUUACCGAUGUCGCUUCAAGGCCAGCACAGGAGAAAAUGAAACCUUCGUGAUGAGAUUGACCAUAACCGAUGGUGAAACCGAUAACCGAUACAUCCUCUUCGUGGCUGGAGGGACAGUUUUAUUGUUGCUGUUUGUUAUCCUAAUUACCACCGUCAUUGUCAUUCUUCAUAAGAGAGGGAAAAGGAGACAGCAAAGUGUUCUAGUUAAAGAGUCCUGGGAUACACAGAAUAAGGCAGCCAACAAUUACAGAAGUCCCAUGUUUACCAAUCAACCGCCAGAUGAUGCAAGAGAGGAUAUUUAUGUUAACUACCCAACCUUCUCUCGUAGACCAAAGAUUAGAGUCUAAGCUCUUUCCUUGAUCUGAGCAAAUGAUGAUGACUAUUAUGUACAUGGAUCUUUAUACAAUUUCUUCCCACUACUCAGUCUACCUUGGAUACCAGUUGACUGAAUUUAUUUCAUUUGAUAGGAAAAAUACUGCAUUACCUAGAGAACAUUCUUAGCAGAAAUGUUUUGGAAAACCUGGCUCUAAUUACCUUAUACAUAAAAGGAAACUUAUUGAACCAUGUAAUGGAACAAUCCAGAGGAGAGCAAUCUUGAGGCAAGAGUUAUUUAUCAGGGCUUACUUGUCUAGAAUUAAGUAUAGGCAUAACCCAGUUUCUGCAUCCUCUUUCACCAUGUUGGAUCCACUUCUUAGAGUUAGCCUAACUCCCAUUUAGGCAUUUCUCUUGUGUUUCCAAGAUGACUGCCGACAACUCUUGGCAAUUCAUCAUCCUUGUUUUUGUCUAGUCGAGAGUUUUCUUCUCUGAUGGAGCAAACAAAUUUGGUUAUUUGCCCAUAAUUAAACAGUCAUCAUGGCCAGAAAGGAUGAAGUCGAUUAAGGGUUCAUCUCUAGAGCUAGGAGUGGAGCCAAAGCAGAGUACUGGGAAAUUCAGAGUGUCUUUAGAAGAAGGGAAGAGGAGCCUGGAAGCUGCGCUGGUUACCAACAAAUGUGGACUGCAGUGACAUUUCAAGAUAUUUCUUGUUAGCCAACUAAAAAGAGAAUAUGCGGGUGGAUUUAGACUAGCUCCCUCUCUCCCUACUUCUAGAAUCUGCUUUAUCAGCUUAGUCCAGAAGAGUAGUUGGCAGAAUAAAUGACUGGUCAAGAGAAAGAGAAAUGUGACAAGGAA
Messenger RNA from Ceratotherium simum simum (southern white rhinoceros), 1949 nucleotides. It is a transcript of the gene CD226, whose product is annotated as CD226 molecule. Gene Ontology annotation, molecular function: cell adhesion molecule binding. Gene Ontology annotation, cellular component: external side of plasma membrane. Gene Ontology annotation, biological process: positive regulation of immunoglobulin mediated immune response; cytokine production; positive regulation of natural killer cell cytokine production. Lineage: Eukaryota; Metazoa; Chordata; Mammalia; Perissodactyla; Rhinocerotidae. The record is from RefSeq and is a predicted model, not a curated record.